CAUGUCUAAAGUAAAAUAUUUCUAUGAUUUGCUAUCGCAACCAUCCCGUGCCUUAUGGAUUGCCCUGCAAAUGGGUAAAAUACCCUAUGAAGAUUGUCCGGUAGCACUUAGAAAAUUGGAACAACGGACCGAGGCAUUUAAGAAAAUUAAUCGCUUCCAAAAGGUACCAUGUAUUGUGGAUGGGGAUUUUCAUUUGAGUGAAUCGGUGGCGAUUUUAAGAUAUUUAUCCGAUAAGGGUUUAUUCUGUGAAAAACUCUACCCAAAGGAUAUUAAGGAACGUGCACGUGUCGAUGAAUUUUUGGAAUGGCAACAUUUGUCUAUACGUUAUGGUUGUGCCUUCUAUUUUGCCCGCCUAUGGUUAUAUCCCAUGAGAGGUAUGGCUGAAAAACCAACUGCAGAAGAAGCUGCCAAAUUUCGUAAAGAAAUGGAAACACAUUUGAAAUAUUUGGAAACAAUGUGGCUGAAUGAUAGAAAAUUUGUUAGCGGCAAUGCUCUGACCGUGGCUGAUCUAUUUGGGGCAUGUGAAAUUGAACAGACAAAAAUCUGCAAUUACGAUGUCACUAAGAAAUUUCCCAAAAUCACUGAUUGGUUAGCCAGAGUACGUGAAGAAUCAAAUCCAUUCUAUGAUGAAGGUCAUAAGUAUGUCGAAAAAUUGGCGGCGUUUAAUGCAAACAAUUCAUUAGUUAAAGAUAAUUAA
Molecule: messenger RNA, 697 nt
Organism: Musca vetustissima
Lineage: Eukaryota; Metazoa; Arthropoda; Insecta; Diptera; Muscidae
Product: glutathione S-transferase theta-1-like
Exons: 4
Coding region: 2-697 (231 amino acids)
Biological process (GO): glutathione metabolic process
Cellular component (GO): cytoplasm
Molecular function (GO): glutathione transferase activity
Source: RefSeq, a predicted model, not a curated record